Molecule: messenger RNA, 1427 nt
Organism: Tripterygium wilfordii
Lineage: Eukaryota; Viridiplantae; Streptophyta; Magnoliopsida; Celastrales; Celastraceae
Product: E3 ubiquitin-protein ligase SINA-like 10
Exons: 3
Coding region: 313-1302 (329 amino acids)
Molecular function (GO): zinc ion binding
Source: RefSeq, a predicted model, not a curated record
UACAAUUUUGUUCCUUUCGGUCAAGAAUUUCACUGAUUACUACUGAUUUAUCUUAAGACUGGUGCAUCUCUGCAAUCCAAGAGCCCUGUGGAAAACGUCCCUCUACGAAAUUUCUUGGUUGGGUCUGUCCUGUUAAGUCUUUUCCUUUAAGGGUCUGUCCUGUCUUUUACUAGUCUUGACUAGGUUAACCGUGUGUUUCCCCUUGUUGUAAUUUAGAGGUUUGUAAGGAGAAAUGCAGCCGCAGCUCUCUCUCUGUAGAAGAUUUAUAAAGGCAGGAGAAACAAACUAGUUUCUUAUUGUAUGAUCUCCUAGAUGGGAAGAGCAAAAUAUUGGUCAAAAUCAGCUCCUUCUAGCUGCCAAAACAGAAAGCGGGCAAGAAUCUUUGAAAACCAAAGAGAAGACCAAGAACAAGAACAAGAAUCAUGCUUUUACGAAGAAGAAGAUGAUGAAGAAGAAGAAGAAGAAGAAUCAAGCGAAAGCGAAAGAGAAUGCGAAGAUGGUGAAGAACCUGAAUCGUCCAAAGGUUCCAUGAUUGUUUUCAUAACCGAACCUAAUGUGCUUGAUUGUGAUAUCUACUAUGAGCCCUUGACUACUCCUGUCUUUCAGGAAUGGCAUAUAGCUUGCUCCAAGUGCUGCCAGCGACUUAAAAACAAAUGUCCCUCAUGCAGAUUGCGUAUCAGCUCUAUCCGUUGCCGGGCAAUCGAAAAAAUUCUUGAGUCGAUCAGAGUAUCAUGUCAAAACACUGCCUAUGGAUGCAAUGAAACAUCAAUGUUGUAUAAACUGAAACACCACCACGAGAAGACUUGUGUCUACGCUCCAUGUUCAUGUCCCUUUGCCAACUGCGACUACCAGAGUUCGCUGAAGCAGUUGCCUCUCCACUUCGACGAGAGGCAUCCAAAUGACUUGAGUUAUUCGUUCAAGUACGACUCACCAUUCUCAAUCAAUUUAGAUGAGAAUGUCCAAUGCAUUGUCCUUGAAGAAGAUAAAGAAGGUGAUCUAUUUGCCAUCACAAAGGACACGAGUCAAUUCUUUGGGAAUGCAGUUGUUAUUAGUCAUAUUAUUGGGACAGCGGUGCAAAGACGACAUCCCUAUGAACUCGACGCAAGUAUAAAUGAACCUGAAGGAACCAGCACUCUCAAAAUUCAGUCUUUCACAAGAAAUUAUGUGCCAUGUAAGAGCAGCAAGGGUAAAACUCCUCCUUCUGCAGGGACAUCCGUUGUGAUUCCAAAAGAUUCCUUGUAUGGAGGUUGUUCGUACUUGCGGCAGGUCAGACUGUCUGUAUGCAUACAUCCCUCUAUCUGAAGAACGUUCUAUAUUUAUGAUCCAUCUGUUCAUUAAGGAAGGAUAUGUAUGCAUGGUUUUUCUAUUUAUUAUGUACAAGUUUACUGCUCAUUUCUAAAUUCUCAAAUGCUCCUCUAUUUGUAAAA